Molecule: messenger RNA, 390 nt
Organism: Penicillium digitatum Pd1
Lineage: Eukaryota; Fungi; Ascomycota; Eurotiomycetes; Eurotiales; Aspergillaceae
Source: RefSeq, a predicted model, not a curated record
AUGGUUCAUCACGACCCCCACCAAGGCGGCAGUCUCUCUGAAAUGGCCGCCCAAGGCACGUCCAUGCCCAACGAUGCCGGUAUGAUGAAUACCAUUCCCUCGGUGCCCCGCCCAGACCAGCGCGCCGAGAAUUUGGGCUUCGAGAACGAAGGCAUCGCUAAGCCCUCCACAGCGACGGCCGCUGACAACACAACAGACUUGCCACGCUCCACCCGGGAUGUGGGCGAGUCCGGCGAUGUCAUCAGCGGCACGGGCAAUUCUAUGCCGGCCGGCAUCGAGGCCAAGCAUGCCUAUAUGGGUCCUAAUCAUCACGCUGGACAUGGCGAUACUCGCGAUUUCAAGCAUGCCAAGUAUGGCCAGAGUGUAAUCGAGCGCUACCAGGAGGAGUAG